Molecule: messenger RNA, 1005 nt
Organism: Metarhizium acridum CQMa 102
Lineage: Eukaryota; Fungi; Ascomycota; Sordariomycetes; Hypocreales; Clavicipitaceae
Source: RefSeq, a predicted model, not a curated record
AUGUCCUUGGCCAGCUUUCUAUACAGCCAACUCAUCCGACGGCUGCCCUACCCAUCAGGCUCGCACGCAGACCAGACGGUCAUCGUCACGGGCAGCAACGUCGGUCUGGGUAAAGAAGCAGCGCGACACUUUGCCCGGCUCCACGCCAAAAAGGUGAUACUCGCCGUGCGCAGUCUCGAAAAGGGACAGGCCGCCAAGGAAGAAAUCGAGAGCAGUCUACGAGAUGCAGGCGGCGCAGAUGGCCCGACGGAGGUGCAGGUCUGGCAGCUCGACAUGGCCAGCUACGCCUCUGUCGAGAAGUUUGCCGCCCGCGUAGACUCGGAGCUGAGCCGCGUAGACGUCCUUGUCGCCAACGCGGGCAUCGCACCAGGCAGCUACUACACCGCCGAAGGCAACGAGAGCAUGAUGACGGUCAAUGUCGUGUCGACCUUCUUGCUCGCCGCGCUGGUCCUCCCCAAGAUGAAGGAAUCGGCGAGGCGGUUCGGCAUCAGACCUACCCUGACCAUCACCUCGUCGGGCGUGCAUGCCGCAGCCGCGGAUCUCGUUACGCGGGCCGCCGCGGCGGGAGAGCUGUGGCCGCUGGUCAAUGACCGGCAGACGGUCGAGACGCGCUUUGCAAUGCAGUACCCGGCUUCCAAGCUGCUGGAGAUAUUUGGCGUCAGGGCCAUAGGCGAGCAGAGCCCCGCGGCCAAGUUUCCCGUCACCGUGAACUGUGUCAACCCUGGCCUUUGUCACUCGGAGCUGGGCCGUGAUUAUCCGACCUGGGGGUUUUGGUUCUUGAAGCUGGUCUUGGCGCGCUCCGCCGAGGUCGGGAGCAGAAAUCUGGUUGCUGCGGCUUCGAUGGGCCAAGAAUCCCACGGCAAGUAUGUGUCUGAUUGUGUGGUCACUGAGCCGUCGGCGUUUUUGGGGAGUGAGGACGGACGCAAGGUGCAGAAGAUGUUUUGGGGGGAGUUGACGCAGAAGUUGGAGGAGAUUAAGCCUGGUGUUGCUGGGAACUUUUUGUAA